UUUAAGGGCAGAGCGAAGGAAAAUUACAGUGGCGGUCGGAACUGGAUCUCUACGUCUUCGCUCUUCUUUUCCGAAAUUGAUUAGGGUGAUAGAGGGGAAAUACAUGGGACAUGAAGGGUGAAGGAUGGCAGGAGAGGUAUCGAAGAAAUAUACAAGUAUUUUUGCAUUUAUGAGAAGGAGCUCUGGAAAUGGAAAGUCCCAGCAACGAUCAGAAAGUAGAGCCUUCGUCCGCAGUGGUUUAUGAGUUACCAGGGGAGCCUGCUAUUGUCAUUGAUGGAGUGCCCGAAAUUCCAUCAACUGAAAGCACUCGUUCUGUCUCUGAUGCUGCUCAUGAUGCAGAAUUCCGUGGAAAUACUGACUUUGGUGAGUGGUUGGAAGGAAGAGAAGUGAGGAAGUUGUUUGGAGAGCAAAACUAUUUUGGCACAGUGACUGAGUAUGAUAAAGAAGCAGGCUGGUACAGGGUGGUGUAUGAAGAUGGUGACUUUGAAGAUCUCGACUGGACUGAGUUAGAACAAGUGCUACUGCCCCUAGACAUUAUGGUUCCCCUGAAAACAGUAGCCCUAAAAACUCUCAGGAAAAGCAAGAAAUUCCUCCGUAAACCUCGGAACGUUAUCGCUGGAUCUCAAACACAAAAGGCCAAAACCAAGGGAAGUAGGGGAAGGAAGGCCACCUCAGCAAUUGAAGGUGCUUCAAAGAUUGACUUCAAAGUAGGUGAAGAUGCUUCAAUGGUGGACUCCAAAGUACUUGAAGAUGCUUCGAUGGUGGACUCCAAAGUAGCUGAAGCUGCUUUAAUGACAGACUCCAAAGCACCUGAAUAUGCUUUAAUGACGGACUCCAAGGCAAUUGAAGACGCUUCCAUGAUGAAGUCCGAUGGUUUGUAAAGGUUUCACAAAAGGAAGUUCAAAGGUCGAUGAGGUUAGAUUCUGAUGGACAUGAAACAGCUUGAUAUAGAGGAUGUAGGUUUUGAAAAUCGGUAUUUCUAGAAGUUUGAAACAAACAUUUUUAGACUUGAAAAGAGGAUACUACUGACUUGUAAGGUGAACUGUGAGACGUACGUGAAAUAUUAGUCAGUGAUAGUGUUGUACUGCUUAGGCUAAUUGUAUGUGUUGUAUGCCAACAAGACUACAUACUUAAUGGAUUUUGUGUUGGGAUGUUCCGGAUUUAAAAA
Molecule: messenger RNA, 1168 nt
Organism: Pyrus x bretschneideri (Chinese white pear)
Lineage: Eukaryota; Viridiplantae; Streptophyta; Magnoliopsida; Rosales; Rosaceae
Exons: 3
Coding region: 189-881 (230 amino acids)
Source: RefSeq, a predicted model, not a curated record